Cynoglossus semilaevis (tongue sole) is the source of this 752-nucleotide messenger RNA. It is a transcript of the gene txndc17, whose product is annotated as thioredoxin domain containing 17. Gene Ontology annotation, cellular component: cytosol. NCBI's taxonomy places the organism in Eukaryota, Metazoa, Chordata, Actinopteri, Pleuronectiformes, Cynoglossidae. Gene Ontology annotation, molecular function: protein-disulfide reductase [NAD(P)H] activity. The record is from RefSeq and is a predicted model, not a curated record. The transcript has 4 exons. Bases 157 to 528 code for a protein of 123 amino acids.
AUCAGCCCACACCGGAAGUGGUUGUCAUAGAAGUAGUCAUACCAGGUCACUUGACAAAAGCCACAGUCGUUCAGCCUCUAACUAUAUAAUAGUUGAUUUCGUUUCCCUCUAUCAGUUCUUGUUAACAUAAGAUCUAUUUUAUAUAUUGUCUUGAAAAUGUCGCAGUUUGAGGAAGUGAACGUCCAUGGAUAUGAAGAAUUCUGCCAGGCCAUAGCUGAAAGAAAAGGAAAAGAUAUUUUUGUUUAUUUCUCUGGAAAUAAAGACGCAGAAGGCAAGAGUUGGUGUCCAGACUGCGUAAAAGCUGAACCUGUGGUCAGAGGAGAAAUGUCUAAUCUUCCUGACGGUUCUGUCUUCAUCUACUGCCAAGUGGGAGAGAGAACCUAUUGGAAGAAUCCAAACAACGACUUCAAGAAGAAUCUGAAACUGACUGGUGUCCCUACUCUGAUGAGAUACGGCACACCUCAGAAGUUGGUGGAGGAGGAGUGUCUCAAAGGCAACCUUGUGAAGAUGAUGUUCACCGAGGACUGAGAAGAGAAGAUCCUGCACAGCUGCUGCUAUCACUUGUGAAACAAAUAAAUCAUAGAUUCCACUGGAAUGACCAAAGGAAAUGACGUUUUGUUUUGUUUUUACUUUUUUUUUGUAAAUCUUUAAAUUUCAAUUAGUGUCACAAUUUCAUUAACAACACAUUGUGUGGUGUUUUGUGCUUUGCUGUUUACAAACACAUAUAAAUAAAGAGAACAAAAGAAGGGUUA